AACUUCUACAGCCGUGUAAAAAGUAGCCAAUUGGGUUCUCCCGAACGCGAAGGAAAGCCAAAUCAGAGACACCAAAACCGACAUUGACCACCGCCGUCUCCGUGUUGGGAUGAUAUGCCGCUUCGGCCGUGGAUCAUCGUCCUUGCGUCAGUAACAAUCCCAGGCGAGUAGGUGUUCUGCAAUUCCAAUUCCGUUGAUGUCGUCGUCGUCGGAAUCCAUCUUUCUCGAGGACUUCGGUCAGAAAGUAGACCUAACCCGGAGAAUCCGCGAAGUACUCGUCAACUAUCCCGAGGGCACAACCGUUCUCAAAGAGCUGAUUCAGAAUGCGGACGAUGCCGGAGCAACCAAGGUCCGUCUCUGUCUCGAUCGUCGAAUCCACGCCACUGAAUCUCUCUUGUCUCCUUCCUUGUCGCAGUGGCAGGGCCAGGCGCUCUUGGCUUACAAUGACGCCGUGUUCACGGAGGAGGAUUUCGUCAGUAUUUCGAGGAUUGGUGGGAGUGCGAAGCACGGUCAGGCUUGGAAGACUGGCCGGUUCGGAGUAGGGUUCAAUUCCGUGUACCACUUGACGGAUUUGCCGUCUUUUGUCAGUGGCAAUUACGUGGUUCUGUUUGAUCCACAGGGGGUUUACCUCCCCAAUGUAUCGACGGCGAACCCUGGCAAGAGAAUCGAUUUCGUCGCUUCAGCUGCUAUCUCCGUCUACAAUGACCAAUUCUCUCCUUACUGUGCCUUUGGGUGCGACAUGAAAACUCCCUUUAAUGGAACUAUGUUCCGCUUCCCCUUGAGGAACUCAGAUCAUGCGGCGACGAGCAAGCUCUCGAGACAGGCCUACUUGAAUGAAGAUGUGCUUUCUCUGUUUCGGUCAGCUUUAUGAAGAAGGUGUGUUCUCGCUUCUCUUCCUCAAGAGCGUGCUUUCAGUGGAGAUGUAUGUGUGGGAUGUUGGAGAGCCUCACCCAAGGAAGCUAUAUUCUUGCUCGGUUAGCUCAGUGAACGAUGAAGUUAUCCGGCACAGGAAAGCUCUUCUGAGAAUGACGAAGAAUUUACGGCUAUCCCCUACUCCUGGUUAUGGGGACAGUGAGAUGGAUUCUUAUUCAGUGGAGUUCUCGAGUGAGGAAGUCUGUGGAAGUGAAGUGAAGAAGAGAAUUGAUGUUUUUCACGUAGUGCAAGCUAUGGCAUCUUCGAAUAGCAGAAUUGCUUCUUUCGCUUCCACUGCUUCUAAGGAGUAUGAUAUUCACUUGCUACCAUGGGCAUCUGUUGCAGCUUGCAUAUCAGAUGAUUGUAUACAGAAUGAUGAUCUGAAGCUUGGUCGGGCAUUUUGUUUUCUUCCACUACCUGUUAGAACUGGAUUGAGUGUGCAAGUUAAUGCAUACUUCGAGGUUUCUUCUAAUCGCCGCGGCAUUUGGUAUGGGGAUGAUAUGGAUAGAAGUGGAAAAGUUCGUUCUGUCUGGAAUAAGCUUCUUUUAGAAGAUAUUGUCGCUCCUACUUUCAGAUGCUUGAUGCUUGGUGUACAAGAGAUGCUCGGACCAACAUCUUUGUAUUAUUCUUUGUUUCCCGUUGGUCGUUUUGAAGAGCCAUGGAGCAUAUUGGUCGAGAACAUAUACAGAAAGAUCAGUGAUGCUCCCAUGUUGAAUUCAGACCUAGAUGGUGGAAAGUGGGUGACUCCACUUGAAGCCUUUCUUCAUGACGGAGAGUUCAUUAAAAGUAAAGAACUUGGUGAGGCCUUGCUGCAGCUAGGAAUGCCUAUUGUUCAUUUACCCAAUAACUUGUUUAAUAUGUUUUUGAAAUAUGCUUCUGGUUUUCAGCAGAAAGUGGUUACUCCAGAUACUGUACGCCAUUUCAUUAAGGGUUGCAAAUCUCUCCAGAAAUUGAGCAAAUUUUACAGGCUUGUGUUGUUGGAAUAUUGCCUCGAAGAUUUGAUUGAUUGUGAUGUUGCAAUCCAUGCAAGCAACAUGCCUUUGCUCCCGCUAGCGAAUGGCGAUUUCGGGGUACUUCGUGAUGGCUCAAAAGGGUUCCCUUAUUUUAUUUGUGAUGAUGAGUUGGAACAUAUGCUGCUUCAGAAAGUAUCUGAUAGAUUAAUUGAUCCAGAUAUUCCACCAAACAUUGCAACCAGACUUUCUUCUGUUGCACAAUCUUCAAACAUAAAUCUUACUAUUUUCAAGAUUGAAAACUUGCUGGAGUUAUUCCCUAGAUUUAUACCUAACGACUGGAAAUACAAAGACAAGGUUGCAUGGGACCCUGAGACUAUUCAUACUCAUCCUACUGCAUCGUGGUUUAAGCUGUUUUGGCAAUAUCUUCGAAGUCGCUGUGAAAAGCUAUCAGUGUUUGGUGACUGGCCUAUUUUGCCUUCCACCUCUGGCCAUUUAUACAGACCUUCUAGACAGUCAAGAAUGUUAGCUGCAGAUAACCUUCCUGGUCUAGUCCAGGGCUCCCUUAUUAAGUUUGGUUGCAAGAUACUUGAUCCCAGCUAUGGGGUGGGACAUUCAGAAUUGUCUCUCUAUGUGUCUGAUGCUGAUUGUGUGGGUGUCGUGGAGUCGAUUUUUGAUGCUGUCUCUUCAAAUGGUGGCGUAAUGGGAAGACCAUUUCAGACUUUGCUAGUGGAGGAGAGAGAUGAACUUCGGAGGUUUCUUCUUGAUCCAAAAUGGUACAUGGGAGAUCGCAUAAAUGAAUCCGUCAUUAGUACUUGCAAGAAGCUUCCCGUUUAUAGAGUUUAUGGGGGAACCUCUGUUGAAGAUGCCAUCUUCUCUGAUCUAGGACAUCCUCAAAAGUACUUGCCUCCCAUGGAUGUCCCUAGGAAUUUCCUGGGCGUUGAGGUCAUUAUGUGCUCCUUUGCUACUGAAGAGCAGAUUUUGCAAAAUAUUUUUGGAAUUGAGAGAAUGAAGAAGACACAGUUCUACAGGCAAUAUGUAUUUAGUACUGUGAAGGACUUGCAUCCUGGAGUGCGGGAUCCUGUGAUGCUCUCUGUCCUCCAAAACUUGCCACAGCUGUGUGUGGAGGAUUCUUCUUUCAGAGAAUGUCUCAGAAAUUUGGAAUUCGUCCCUACCCUAAGUGGGGGUAUUAGGUGCCCUGUGGCUCUCUAUGAUCCUCGCAAUGAAGAGUUGGCUGCUUUGUUGGAAGAUUCUGAUAGUUUUCCUUGUGGUACUUUUCUUGAACCUAAUAUUCUGGACAUGCUACAUGGCCUGGGACUCAAAACAUCUGUUUCUCCUGAGACAGUUAUAGAGAGUGCCCGACAAAUAGAAAAGCUGAUGCAUGAAGAUCAGCAGAAAGCUCAUUCCAGAGGGAAACUGCUUCUCUCCUACCUCGAAGUGAAUGCUAUGAAGUGGCUGCCCAAUCAAUCAAGCAAUGAUCAGGGGACUGUGAACAGAAUAUUCUCACGAGCUGCAAUUGCUUUCAGGCCGCGGCAUUUGAAAUCUGACCUUGAAAAAUUCUGGAAUGAUCUUCGCUUGAUUUGUUGGUGCCCGGUAAUGGUUUCUGCUCCUUUCCCAACUUUACCUUGGCCUCUGGUUUCAUCCAUGGUUGCUCCUCCUAGGCUGGUAAGGCCACAGGCCGAUUUAUGGCUUGUUUCUGCUAGCAUGAGGAUACUGGAUGCAGAAUGCUCUUCCACAGCAUUAGCAUAUAACCUUGGUUGGCUCUCUCCUCCGGGAGGAAGUGCAAUUGCUGCCCAAUUGCUCGAGCUUGGUAAAAAUAAUGAAAUCGUCAAUGAUCAGGUUCUUCGCCAGGAGUUGGCCUUGGCAAUGCCGAGGAUCUAUGCUAUGAUGAUUAGCUUAGUUGGUUCAGAGGAGAUGGACAUUGUAAAGGCUGUUCUUGAAGGUUCUCGUUGGAUUUGGGUGGGAGAUGGAUUUGCUACUUGUGAUGAGGUUGUUCUUGAUGGUCCUCUACAUUUGGCUCCUUAUGUACGUGUGAUCCCAGUAGAUUUAGCUGUUUUCAAAGAUUUCUUUUUGGAGCUUGGCGUACGAGAAUACUUCAAACCCAUUGACUAUGCUAAUAUUUUGACCAGAAUGGCAAUAAGAAAAGGCUCCUCCCCUCUUGAUUCCCAGGAAAUCAGAGCAGCUAUACUGAUUGUCCAACAUCUCGCUGAGGUUCAGUUUCAUGAGCAAAAUCUCAAAUUAUAUUUGCCUGAUGUUUCUGGAAGACUUUUCCCUGCGUCGGAUUUAGUCUAUAAUGAUGCUCCCUGGUUGCUUGGCUCAGAUGAAUCUGACAGCUCAUUUGGUGGCGCAUCAAUCAUGUCAUUGAGUGCAAAGAGGACAGUUCAGAAGUUUGUCCAUGGUAAUAUCUCCAAUGAAGUUGCUGAGAAGCUUGGAGUCUGCUCACUCCGUAGGAUAUUGCUGGCUGAGAGUGCUGAUUCAAUGAAUCUGAGUUUAUCUGGGGCUGCGGAAGCCUUUGGACAGCAUGAGGCAUUGACUACAAGACUUAAGCAUAUACUUGAGAUGUAUGCUGAUGGACCUGGUAUUCUUUUUGAGCUGGUUCAAAAUGCAGAAGAUGCCGGCGCUUCAGAAGUGAUAUUUCUUUUGGAUAAGACCCAGUAUGGAACGUCUUCAGUACUGUCUCCAGAAAUGGCUGAUUGGCAAGGUCCUGCACUGUAUUGCUUCAAUGACUCGGUUUUCAGUCCACAGGAUCUCUACGCCAUCUCCAGGAUCGGCCAAGAAAGUAAAUUAGAGAAGCCUUUCGCAAUUGGAAGAUUUGGACUUGGAUUUAAUUGUGUAUAUCAUUUCACAGACAUUCCAGCAUUUGUUUCUGGGGAGAACAUUGUUAUGUUUGAUCCACAUGCUAACAAUUUGCCUGGGAUCUCUCCUUCCCACCCUGGAUUGCGGAUCAAAUUCGUGGGAAGAAACAUCUUGGAGCAGUUUCCUGAUCAGUUUUCUCCAUUCUUGCACUUCGGUUGUGACUUGCAGCAUCCAUUUCCUGGGACGCUAUUUCGGUUCCCUCUUAGAAGCUCUAAUGUGGCAUUGCGCAGUCAAAUAAAGAAAGAAGCUUAUGUGAUUGAAGAUGUCAUGUCUCUCUUUGCAUCUUUCUCUGGUGUUGUUUCUGAUGCCCUGCUUUUUCUACGCCAUGUGAAGAAGAUCUCUGUUUUUGUGAAGGACGGAAAUGGUAGUGAGAUGCAACUUCUCCACCACGUGCGCAGGAAUUCUGUUAGUGAGCCUGAAAUGGUCAAUGCAGUUGAUGAUAUUUUCAGUCUUAUUGAUCGUAAUCGUUUUAGUGGAUUGGAUAAAGAUCAGACCGUCAAAAUGUUGAGCAAAUCCAUAGACAAAGACUUCCUGCAUAAGUGUCAGAAGAUUGUCGUUGCUGAGCAAAACCCUUCUGGAAGCCUGCUUCACUGUUGGAUAAUGGGUGAAUGUUUGGGCGCUGGAAGAGGAAGGAAAUUUUCUGGAGGUGAAUCUCAUAAAUCAAUUCCAUGGGCUUGUGUUGCUGCCUACAUACAUUCUGUGAAUGUGGAUGGGGAAUAUGAUGCUUCUGACAUGAGCUGCCAUUUCACACCGGACCUAUUUAAAGUUUCUAAUGCUUCAGUGCAAAGUAGGGAGAACUUCGAGGGCCGUGCUUUCUGCUUCCUACCAUUGCCAAUCAGUACUGGUCUUCCAGCACACAUUAACUCAUACUUUGAACUGUCCUCCAACCGCAGAGAUAUUUGGUUUGGUAAUGAUAUGGCAGGGGGUGGGAAGAAAAGGUCCGACUGGAAUAUUUACGUCCUUGAUAAUGUUGCUGCCCCUGCAUAUGGCCACUUGCUUGAGAAAAUUGCUAUUGAGAUUGGUCCAUGCGAUUUAUUCUUUUCAUAUUGGCCAACAGCAGCAGUGUUAGAACCUUGGGCAUCAAUGGCGCGGAAGCUUUAUCUAUUUUUAUCUGAAUCUGGUCUUCGUGUAUUAUAUACAAAGGCACGAGGAGGUCAGUGGAUUUCUUCCAAACAAGCACUCUUCCCUGAUUUUUCUUUUCAUAGAAUUCGUGAUCUUGUGGAGGCAUUAUCAGAUGCUGGUCUACCCCUGGUGACUGCCUCUAAGCUACUUGUUGAGCAAUUUAUGGAAGCAUGUUCCUCAUUGAACCUUCUAACACCACAAUUGUUAAGAACCUUGUUGAUUCGGCGGAAACGUGGAUUCAAGAACAGGAAUGCAGUUGUUGUAACCCUUGAAUAUUGUUUAGUUGAUUUGAAUCCCACUCAACCCGAAAAUUUGUAUGGUUUAGCAUUGUUACCUCUGGCCGAUGGUUCACAUGCUAGCUUUGAGAAAAAUGGGACUGGUGAAAGGGUUUAUGUCACAUGGGGCAAUGAGUGUGGUCUUUUGAAGGAUUCACUUACUCAUGUACUUGUGGAUGUGGAACUUCCAGAAAGUGUUAAACAAAAACUGUGUAGCAUUGCUGAGAGUGAGAAAUCCAAUGUUUCUCUUCUCUCCUGUCAUUUGCUUGAAAAACUCUUUCUGAAAUUGCUUCCAGCUGAGUGGCAGCUUUCAAAAAGAGUAACUUGGGCUCCUGGUCAGCAGGGUCAACCAACUCUAGAGUGGAUGCGAUUGCUAUGGAACUACCUAAAGUCAUCAUGUGAUGACCUCUCAAUCUUUUCUAAAUGGCCUAUACUUCCUGUUCAAGACAACAGUCUUCUGCGGCUGGUUCCAAAUUCGAAUGUGAUCGAGGACAAUGGCUGGAGUGAAAACAUGCGCUCUUUAUUGGUGAAAGUAGGAUGUUUAUUCUUGAGGAAUGACUUACCUUUAGAACACCCGCAGCUUGGGAACUUUGUGCAGCCUCCAACAGCAUCGGGGAUAUUAAAAGCAUUUCUGGCCGCUGCUGGGAAGGCAGAGGAUGUUGAGGGGAUUUUCGCAGAUGCAUCCGCUGGCGAGCUGCAUGAACUGCGGAGUUUUGUUCUUCAAUCAAAAUGGUUCAUGGAAGAACAGAUGGAUGACUCGCUUAUUGAGCUCAUCAAACAACUUCCUAUGUUUGAGUCCUACAAAAGCAGAAAACUAGUUAGUCUGACUAAGCCUACAAAAUGGCUUAAGCCAAAAGGUGUCCGGGAGGAUCUCUUGGAUGAUGAUUUUGUGCGUGCUGAGUCGGAGAGAGAAGGAAUUAUUUUGAGGAGAUAUUUGGAGAUUAGGGAACCAUCAAGAGUAGAAUUCUAUAAAGGUUAUGUACUGAACAGAAUGCCUGAGUUUCUUUCACAACAGGGAGCUGUUUUAACAAUUCUACAGGAUGUGAAGCUGUUAAUUACAGAUGAUGUCUCCAUUAGAUCUGCCCUUUCCGAGACACCUUUUGUUUUGGCUGGCAAUGGAUCUUGGCAACAGCCUUCAAGGCUAUAUGAUCCUCGUGUUACUGAGUUGAGCAAUGUGCUCCACUUACAGGCCUUCUUUCCUGCAGCUGAAUUUUCUGAUCAGGAAACUUUGGAUGUUCUGGUCAAUCUUGGACUUAGGAGAAGCUUGGGCUUCUCUGGUAUUCUUGAUUGUGCUAAAACAGUGUCAUUGUUGCAUGACUCUAGUGACUCUAAAGCAGUGGAUUAUGGGCAGAAGGUGCUUUCCUAUUUAAAUGCACUUGCACAUAAGCUGUCAGCCAAGGAUGGUGAUGGCGUCCCUAAUGAGCUUCAUGAUGAUAUAGGUGCUCAGAAUAUUCCAGCUGAAGAUGCAGAUGCUGCGGAUAUUGAUUCUUCUGGGAUUGACAGUAGAUAUCCUAUCAAUGAUCCAAAUAUUGAAUGGUUUUUGGAAAAUUUCAGUUGUGAUAAAGUGGAGGAGGAAUUUUGGUCCGAAAUGAAGACCAUUGCUUGGUGCCCUGUUUGUAAAAAUCCACCUAUAGAAGGAUUGCCAUGGUUAUCAUCUAACAGUCAAGUUGCAUCACCAGUUAUUGUCAGACCUAAAUCUCAGUUGUGGACCAUGUCUAGUAAAAUGUACGUCCUGGAUGGUGAAUGCAAGAGUAUGUACCUGCAGCAAAAGCUUGGCUGGACGGAGCUCCUGAGUCUGGAUGUUUUGUCUGCACAAUUGAUAGAGUUGUCUAAAUCAUAUGAACAGCUCAAGCUACAUACAUCCAAGAGACCAGAUUUGGAUGCUGCAUUUCAAGUGGGCAUUCCUACACUUUAUUCUUGUCUCCAAGAAUAUAUUGGCAGUGAUGAGUUUGUAGAUUUGAAGACAGUUCUUCGUGGUGUUUCUUCGGUUUGGAUUGGUGAUGAUUUUGUAUCACCAACAGCACUUGCAUUUGAUUCACCUGUGAAGUUUACCCCUUAUUUGUAUGUUGUACCAUCUGAGUUAACAGAGUUCAGGGAACUACUCCUUGAAUUAGGAGUGAGACUGAGUUUUGAUAUUUGGGAUUACUUUCAUGUGCUGCAGCGAUUGCAAAAAGAUGUGAAAGGGCCUCUUUCAACUGAUCAGUUAGGUUUUGUCCAUUGCAUCCUGGAGGCCGUGGCAGACUUUUCUUCUGAAAAGCCAUUAGUCGAGGCCUCUAGUACGGCUUUGCUAAUUCCAGAUUCUUCUGCGUUUCUUGUGUGUGCUGGGGACCUUGUAUAUAACGAUGCACCAUGGAUAGAGAACAGUGUUCUACUCGGAAAACAUUUUGUGCAUCCAAGUAUCAGCAAUGAUUUGGCAAGCAUGCUAGGAGUUAAGUCUCUCCGCUGCCUGUCCUUGGUUGAUGAAGACAUGACUAGAGAUCUACCUUGCAUGGACUUUGGUAAAGUGAGUGAACUUCUUGCAUUGUAUGGGAACAAUGACUUUUUAUUGUUCGACCUUCUUGAACUGGCAGACUGCUGCAAAGCCAAAACACUGCACCUUAUCUUUGACAAAAGGGAACAUCCUUGCCAGUCAUUAUUGCAGCACAAUUUGGGUGACUUUCAAGGGCCAGCUCUCGUUGCUGUCCUGGAAGGUGUCAGCUUGAAUAGAGAGGAGAUAAGUAGCCUUCAACUUCUUCCCCCCUGGAGACUUCGGGGUGAUACUAUGAACUAUGGCCUGGGAAUUCUUGGCUGUUAUUUCAUAUGUGAUGUGCUAUCCAUUGUUUCUGGUGGCCACUUCUAUAUGUUUGAUCCACGUGGUUUAGCAAUUGGUACACCUUCAAGUUAUGCUCCUGCUGCAAAAAUGUUCUCCUUAACAGGUACUAAUUUGACUGAGCGUUUCAAGGAUCAGUUUAAGCCUAUGAUGAUUGAUCAAGACUUGCCAUGGUCUUCCUCUGAUUCUACUAUCAUUAGAAUGCCAUUGUCAUCCGAAUGUCUUAAGGAUGGUCUUGAUUUGGGGUUGAAAAGAGUGAAGAGUAUAUUUGAUAGAGCUGAGGAGCAGGCGUCAAGGUUACUUAUUUUCUUGAAAUCGAUUCUAAAGGUGUCACUCUCAACAUGGGACGAGGGAAAUAGACAGCCUCGUCAAGAUUUUUCAGUUUCUAUUGAUUCUUCUUCAGCCUCAUUGAGGAACCCAUUCUCUGAGAAGAAGUGGAGGCAGUCUCAAAUAGCAAGAUUCUUCAGUAGUUCAAAUGCUGCAACUAAACUGCAUGUCAUAGAUGUGAAAUUGUACAAAGGCACUACGAAAUCAGUGGACCGAUGGCUCAUUGUACUUAGCCUUGGCUCUGGCCAGACCAGAAAUAUGGCUCUUGAUAGGCGGUAUCUUGCGUAUAGCUUAACCCCAGUUGCUGGAGUUGCUGCUCUCAUUUCAACAAAUGAACACCCUGCUGCUGUCAACCUUAAGGGCUCUCUCAUGUCUCCUCUUCCUUUGUCUGGAGUCCUACCUUUACCUGUCACUGUACUUGGAUGUUUUCUUGUGCGGCAUAAUAAAGGUCGUACUCUCUUUAAGCUCCAGAAUAGACGAGCAGUGACACAAGCACAGACAGAAGCUGGAGAUCAGUUGCUUGAAUCUUGGAACAGAGAAUUGAUGUCUUGUGUUCGUGAUUCAUACGUUCAUAUAGUGGUGGAAAUGCAGAAGUUAAGAAGAGAGCCAUCAAGUUCUGCUCCUGAAUCAAUUGCACUUCGGGAUGCUGCACGGUCUUUGAAGGCAUAUGGCGACAAAAUAUAUUCAUUUUGGCCAAAAUCUAAUGGGAACACAAUAAUGAGUCAGCCUGGAGAUGCCGAUAACUCCAUAUCAGCCGAUGUGCUUAAUUCUGAUUGGGAAUGCUUGAUCGAACGAGUCGUUAGGCCGUUUUAUGUCCAAGUUUCUGAUCUUCCAGUAUGGCAGCUUUACUCUGGAAGUCUGGUCAAGACUGAAGAGGGUAUGUUUCUUUCACUGCCUGGAAAUGGAGUAGGCGAUAAUGUGCUUCCAGCAACCGUUUGUAGCUUCGUGAAGGAGCAUUAUCCAGUCUUUUCGGUGCCAUGGGAAUUGGUGACAGAGAUCCAGGCUGUUGGGGUUGCGGUACGAGAAAUCAAGCCUAAGAUGGUUAGGGAGCUUCUGAAGUUUUCAUCAAGAUCUUUUGUUCUUAGGUCGGUUGACACCUAUAUUGAUGUACUUGACUACUGUCUAUCAGAUGUUGAAUUCCCUGAAUUCUCAAAUUCUGAUGGAAAUGAUUUGGCUUCAGGGAGUCUUACAUCAGCAACCAUGCAUAGGGCACCCAAUAGAGUAGCUAGUUCUGCUUCAAUGCCUGACAUGCAGAGGUUUGAUGGUUCAUCUGCACAGGGUGCAGCUAGUUCUGGAGAUGCUCUGGAGGUGAUGGCUAGUUUGGGGAGGGUAUUAUUUGAUAUAGGCAGGGGGGUUGUGGAAGAUAUUGGUAGGUCUGGGGGACCCUUAGUUCCGAGGGAUGUGGCAUCAGAUUCUAGAGCCAGAUAUCUUGAUCCGAAGUUUCAACAAGUCGCAGGUGAAUUGAGAGGCUUACCUUGUCCAACUGCAGCUGAUAAUUUAGCUAGACUAGGAAGUACUGAACUAUGGAUCGGUGACAAGGAUCAGCAGGUUCUAAUGCUACCUUUAGCAGCAAAGUUCGUUCAUCCUAAAGUACUGGAUCGAUCCAUCCUCUCUGAUAUAUUUUCGAGGUGUGCCACACUAGCAUUAUUAAAAGUCAAGUCUUUCUCUUAUCAACUACUGGCAAGACAUAUGAAGUUGCUUUUCCAUGAGAACUGGGUGAAUCAUGUAAUGGGUUCAAAUUCAGCUCCAUGGUUUUCGUGGGAAAAUACAUCAUCUCAUGGUGGCGAAGGGGGCCCAUCCCAUGAAUGGAUACGAUUAUUUUGGAAAUGCUAUGACCAAGUACCUGGAAAUGGAUUUACAGAAAUGAAUGAUGACGCAGGAGAUAGUGCAAAUAUUCCCAUGAGUCAUACUACUGAAGGCAAUUCUAUGGAACCCUACAUUUCAGCUCUGAAUCAAGCCAAGAGCAGGUAUUCAUGGUUGUUAUCACUUCUUAACCAGUGGAACAUACCUGUGUUUGAUGCUACAUUUGCGGAUUCUGCUUCCUCGUGUUAUGUUCUUCCGUCUGCUAGUCAAUCGCUGGGUCAAGUAAUUGCCUCCAAGUUUGUUGCAGCUAAACGUGCUGGCUAUUUCCCUGAAAUCCUAACACUUCCAGAUUUGGAUCGAGAAGAGCUUUUUACUCUCUUUGCUAGUGAUUUUGUUUCCAAUGGUUCCAAAUAUGGAGUUGAAGAACUGGAAAUUUUGCGCUCUUUGCCCAUAUACAAGACAGUUGUUGGAUCUUACACUCAAUUACGGGGUCAUGAUCAGUGUAUGAUCUCUUCAAAUUCAUUUCUGAAGCUGUCUGAUGAGCGCUGCCUUUCUUGUUCAACAGAUUCUGUCGGAAGUUCAUUGCUCCGUGCCCUUGGGGUUCCUGAAUUAGUUGAUCAACAGAUUUUAGUGAAGUUUGGAUUGCCAGGAUUUGAGAGGAAACUUCAAUCUGAACAGGAGGAUAUCUUGAUUUAUCUUUACACAAAUUGGCAAGAUCUGCAGUCAGAUUCUUCCUUAGUUGAAAUUUUGAAGGAGACAAAGUUUGUUAGGAAUGCAGAUGAAUUCUCAACAGAUCUUUCCAUACCUAAGGAUCUUUUCGAUCCAAGUGAUCCUUUGCUAGCAUCUGUGUUCUCAGGUGAAAGGAGGAAGUUUCCUGGAGAAAGGUUUAGUACAGAGGGCUGGCUUCGCAUUUUGAGGAAAUCGGGUCUUCGAACUGCGGCUGAAGCUGAUGUGAUACUUGAAUGUGCUAGAAAAGUUGAAUCUCUUGGGCGUGAUGAAGACAAGUCAAUAGAGGACUUCGGUGAUUUCGGGAAAGAUUUGAAUUCUUCUAGUGAUGCGAUUUCUGCAGAAAUAUGGGCGCUAGCUGGAUCAGUUGUUGAGGCUAUAUUAUCCAACUUUGCAGUUCUUUACAGCAACAGCUUCUGUAAUAAUCUGGGGAGGAUUGCCUGUGUCCCUGCAGAACUAGGGUUUCCUAACAUUAGUGGAAAGAAAGUGCUCACCUCAUAUAGUGAAGCAAUUUUGGUGAAGGAUUGGCCUUUGGCUUGGAGUUCUUCUCCCAUUAUAUCUAGACAAAAUUUCAUUCCACCAGAAUACUCUUGGGGAGUGCUACAUCUGAGAAGUCCUCCACCCUUCGCUAGGGUCCUUCAACAUUUAAAGGUAAUUGGAAGAAAUGGCGGUGAAGAUACUCUUGCUCAUUGGCCAACAGCAUCUGGCAUUAUGACAGUUGAUGAAGCAUCAUCCAAAGUAUUGAAGUAUCUGGAUAGUGUCUGGGAUUCUCUAUCUUCUUCAGAGAAAAAAGAAUUACAGGGUGUAGCAUUUCUGCCUGCUGCUAAUGGAACACGCCUGGUGAUGGCGAGCUCUCUAUUUGCGAGGUUGACAGUAAACCUGUCACCUUUUGCCUUUGAACUUCCAACUCCCUAUCUUCCUUUCGUGAAGGUCCUCAAAGAAUUGGGCCUUCAGGAUCUGUUAUCUGCUGCUGCUGCAAAGGAUCUUCUUCUAAACCUCCAAAAGGCAUGUGGAUAUCAACGCCUCAAUCCAAAUGAACUCCGUGCUGUAAUGGAAAUCCUCUCAUUUCUGUGUGAUACAUCUGUCAAGGCAACCCCAUCCGAUUUGUGCAACUGGAAAGAAGAUGCAAUCAUCCCAGAUGAUGGUUGCAGACUUGUUCAUUCAAGGUCAUGCGUAUAUGUCGAUUCUUAUGGUUCUCAGUAUGUAAAUAGCAUUGACACCACCAGAUUAAGAUUUGUCCACCAAGACAUCCCAGAGAGGAUGUGUUUACUUUUGGGCAUCAGAAAGCUAUCUGAAGUUGUUGUGGAGGAACUUGAUCAGGAAGAACAUCUGCAGCCACUAGAAAGUAUUCGAUCUGUGCCUCUCUCUGUUAUCAGGAAGAAGCUGUUGAGCAGAUCAUUCCUCGAUGCUGUGUGGACUAUUGUGAAUAGCAUAGCGAAUCCUAAUACCUCAACCACUAAUUUACGAGUGGAAACUGUACAUAGUUCUCUGCAACUGGCUUCUGAGAAGUUGCAGUUUGUUAAGAUGCUCCACACUCGUUUCCUCCUCCUUCCAAGAUCUCUGGACAUCACUCUUCUAGCAAAGGAUUCCAUUAUCCCUGAGUGGAAAGACGGGCCUAAACACAGGAGUCUCUACUUUGUCAACCGGUCGAAGGGCUUGGUUUUCGUUGCUGAACCGCCUCCUUACAUAUCUGUUCUUGAUGUUGUUGCUAUUGUAGUUAGUCAGAUUUUAGGGUUCCCUAUGUCGUUACCUCUUGGAUCUUUAUUUUUAUGCCCAGAAGGUGGUGAAGCUGCUAUUCUCGAUAUCCUGAGACUUCGUUCUGAGAAAAGAGAGCUGGACCCCACAACCAACAAAUUGGUGGGCAAGGAGAUACUUCCUCCUGAUGCUCUUCAGGUACAACUUCAUCCGCUGAGACCCUUCUAUAAGGAUGAAAUGGUAGCAUGGAGGUAUCAGAAUGGUGAAAAGUUGAGAUAUGGUAGAGUUCCGGAGGAUGUCAGGCCAUUGGCUGGCCAAGCCCUCUAUAGAUUGAAGGUAGAAACUGCACCUGAGACAGUUGAGCCUCUACUGUCUUCUCAAGUGUUCUCUUUUAGAAGCAUAUCAACGGGGAAUGAAGCUUCUUCCUCUGUAAUACCUGAGAGUAGUCAAGCAGUGGCUGAGACAAGGGCGCCUAACGAGACUCCUGAAAGUUCUGGUGGAAGCAAAAUACCUAAAUCUUCCCAGAGCUUGAAGGAUCUUCAAUAUGGUAGAGUAUCAGCUGGUGAACUUGUUCAGGUGGUACACGAUAUGCUUUCCACGGCAGGGAUAAACAUGGACGUGGAGAAGCAGUCUCUAUUGCAGAGAACUUUGUCUUUACAAGAGCAGUUGAAAGAGUCGCAAGCAGCGCUACUGCUUGAGCAGGAGAAGGCGGAAGGGGCGAGCAAGGAAGCCGAGACGGCAAAAGCGGCAUGGGUCUGCCGAGUGUGUUUGACCAAUGAAGUCGACAUGACAAUAGUGCCUUGUGGUCAUGUCCUGUGUCGCCGAUGCUCCUCUGCUGUUUCAAGGUGUCCGUUCUGUAGGCUUCAGGUCACCAAAACCAUAAGAAUUUUCCGACCAUAGAAUCAGUCGGCUAAAUCUGUCAUAGCCAUUAGUCAUACUCUUUUGAGCUAGCCACAUUCUUGGUGUAGCUUAGCUUUCUUGGCCAUGUUCUGCACCAUGUAUAUAUAGAGAUACCAAGUUGGGCCGUGUUGCAUGUAUAAAUCAUUUUUUUCAGAAGCAAACUGCCUCUUCUCAGCUCCAGUUCUGGUGCGUACUGGUAUGCCUAAAAACUGGAAGCCAUCAUCGUAUCAAAAUCUUGUCUAUAGAGCAUUGGAAUUUAACAUCUUUGAUCACUAUUUAUGUCAUUAAACAAUUCCCUUCCCACAGUAUCAUCUCGAGCAGUU
Molecule: messenger RNA, 14698 nt
Organism: Linum tenue
Lineage: Eukaryota; Viridiplantae; Streptophyta; Magnoliopsida; Malpighiales; Linaceae
Source: the annotation of a GenBank genome assembly